GAAAAACCCCCUCCACUUUCACUUCAUCACGGACUCUGUGGCCCACCAGAUCCUCCAGACACUCUUCCAGUCCUGGAUGGUGCCCUCUGUCCACGUCAGCUUCUACAACGCCGAUGACUUGAAGCCGGAGGUGUCGUGGAUCCCCAACAAGCACUACUCUGGUAUCUACGGGCUGAUGAAGCUGACCCUUACCAAGGCACUGCCCUCCAACCUCUCCAAGGUCAUCGUCCUGGACACCGACAUCACCUUCGCCACCGACAUUGCUGAGCUUUGGGCUGUCUUUGGGAAGUUUUCUGACAAGCAGGUGAUCGGGCUGGUGGAGAACCAAAGCGACUGGUAUUUGGGCAACCUGUGGAAAAACCACAAACCAUGGCCAGCCCUGGGACGUGGCUUCAACACGGGGGUGAUCCUGCUCCUGCUUGACCGCCUGCGUCGCCUGGGCUGGGAGCAGAUGUGGAGGCUGACAGCAGAGAGGGAACUCAUGAGCAUGCUCUCCACCUCGCUGGCUGAUCAGGACAUCUUCAACGCGGUGAUCAAGCAGGACCCAGCCCUGGUGUACCAGCUGCCCUGCUUCUGGAACGUGCAGCUCUCCGAUCACACCCGCUCGGAGCAGUGCUACACCGAGGUCUCGGAUCUCAAGGUGAUCCACUGGAACUCUCCCAAGAAGCUGCGGGUGAAGAACAAGCACGUGGAGUUCUUCCGCAACCUCUACCUGACCUUCCUGGAGUACGACGGGAACCUGCUGCGCCGGGAGCUCUUUGGCUGCGCCAGCCUCCCCAGCCCUCCCAGCAACCAGCUGCAGCGGGCGCUGGAGGAGCUGGACGAGGACGAUCCCUGCUACGAUUUCCGCCGGCAGCACCUCACGCAGCACCGCGUCCACCUCUUCUUCCUGCAGCACGAGUUCCUGGCCCUCCCCCACCCCACCGACGUCACCCUCGUGGCCCAGCUCUCCAUGGACAGGUUGCAGAUGUUGGAGGCCAUCUGCAAGCACUGGGAGGGCCCCAUCAGCCUGGCGCUGUACAUGUCGGACGCGGAGGCCCAGCAGUUCCUGCGCUACGCCCAGGCCUCGGAGGUGCUGAGCGCCCGCCGCAACGUCGCCUACCACAUCGUCUACAAGGAGGGGCAGUUCUACCCCAUCAACCUCCUGCGCAACGUGGCCUUGGCCAACACACACACCCCCUACGUCUUCCUGACCGACAUCGACUUCCUGCCUAUGUACGGCCUCUACGAUUACCUCAGGAACUCCAUCCAGCAGCUGGGGCUGCCCCAGAGGAAGGCAGCUCUCAUCGUGCCGGCCUUUGAGACCCUGCACUACCGCUUGACCUUCCCCAAAUCCAAAGCAGAGCUACUCUCCAUGCUGGACAUGGGUUCCCUCUACACCUUCAGGUAG
This is a messenger RNA of Merops nubicus (carmine bee-eater), 1390 nucleotides long. Its product is annotated as glycosyltransferase-like protein LARGE2. The annotation marks the transcript as partial. Lineage: Eukaryota; Metazoa; Chordata; Aves; Coraciiformes; Meropidae. Gene Ontology annotation, molecular function: xylosyltransferase activity; glucuronosyltransferase activity. The record is from RefSeq and is a predicted model, not a curated record. Gene Ontology annotation, biological process: protein O-linked glycosylation via mannose. The transcript has 9 exons.